Rotaria socialis is the source of this 1626-nucleotide messenger RNA. NCBI's taxonomy places the organism in Eukaryota, Metazoa, Rotifera, Eurotatoria, Philodinida, Philodinidae. The record is from the annotation of a GenBank genome assembly.
AUGCCGAAAAUGAAUAUCAUUAUGAAGGACUUCUGCGUUCAAUUGAUGAAUCUACCCGAUGAAAUACUUCUGAUGAUUUUUAAGAAAGCGAAUCGUGUUGAAAUACUCAAUUCUAUGGUUGGUAUAAAUAAGCGAAUCGAUAAAAUCCUUUGUGAUCCAACCAUUACUGGUCGUUUAACACUGAUGAGAAAUUCAGCAAAUGGCCACAUUCAUCCAUUGGACAAUGUUAUUCUCGAUCGAUUUUGUUCUCAAACGUUGCCUCAGAUUCAUCAUCAUAUCCAAUGGCUAAAUCUCGAGUCAUUAACUAUGGAACGUAUUCUCGGUGCUGCUGAGUAUCCAAAUUUAUGCAGACUUGGUCUUCAUCGAAUCGACUAUAAGACAAUGCAACGUCUCUUCAACGAUAAUACUGAUUUCGUUCGUAAGUUCAAAAAUAAGAUUUCAAAACUUGUCAUGUCCAUUUAUUGCGAUGACGAUGAUAGAUUACAAGAAAUGAUGAUAAUUCUAUUUACUCGCGUGUUGACUGUAUUCAAACAUUUGAUUUAUUUAAAUUUGCAUGGUUCUCUCUUGUUCUAUCUUGACGCAUUCAGCAGUCGUUCUGCACUUGUGAAUUUUUCUUCUUCAACUUUAUUGGAAUUACACGUUCAAGUAGCUAAUUUUAGCGAUUGUCUAUUUCUACUCGAUGGCCGUUUCAAUCGACUUCGUUCAUUUCAUGUCAAAAUUAGUGUCAUCAUGAAUCAACAGUUAACAAUCGAUAAUAAAAAAGAAUUGCCAAACUUGAAGCACUUCUCAAUGAUUUCAACUUAUGGAACAAACAGUUAUUAUGCAUACAUCCUACCGCUUUUAUAUAGAAUGUCUAAACUUGAAACAUUAACUUUGGACCUCUUGCUCGAUAUGGAAACAGCAUUUAUUGAUGGCAAUCGUUUAAAAACGGACAUUAUUAAUCGAUUUCCAUUAUUGAAGAAAUUCCUUUUUUACAUUUACUCUUUAUUACUAAUUGACAAUCCAAGUAGUCUACCAUCAAAUGAAGAUAUUAUGCGUACAUUCGUAGAUUUCAACGAUUAUGAAAUAACCUCUCGUGUUGAUUAUUUUUCAAUGAACAAGAAAAGUCAGUGUCUUAUUUAUACGAAUCCGUAUAGAAAGACACAUUAUUAUCGUAUAACAAACAAUUUUUCCGGUGGAUUAUUCAAAUACGUUGAAAAAAUAUCAUUAUUUGAUGAACGUCCGUUCGAACACGAAUUUUUCAUUCGACUUGCAAAAUCGUUUCCACUAUUAAGAAGACUGGAGUUAUCGAAUAUGACACCGCAAAAUAAUAAAAAAAGUCAAGAAGCAAAUAAUGAUAAUCGACGUUUCGAAACUAUUGAAUAUCCUCAUAUGACUGAGCUAUCUCUGGUUAGUAUACAUGAUGAUUAUCUCGAACAAUUUUUAGAUCAUACCAAAACAUGUCUAGCGAAUAAUAUUAAACUUUAUAUCUUCUAUGAAAAUCUACAAACAGGAACACGUAAUUUUACAAACGAUGCAACUCGAAUCAAUUGUGGCAGAUUGGAAUAUCUCUAUCUUUUUAAUGUACGGAAUUAUUCGAAACCUUGUAGUGCGUAUUUUCCUAAUUUAAAAGCUGUUUAUUACUAA